GGGCCAGGGUCCCGGCCCCUGCAGUCGGCGCGUUCCCUGCCUGGGACCCCCCAUUGCCUGAAGCAUUUCCCCGUUGACCUGCGCACCUCCAUGGACGGCAAAUACAAGGAGAUCGCGGAGGAGCUGUUCUGCCGCUCACUGGCCGAGAGCGAGAUGCGGACGGCGCCCUACGAGUUCCCGGAGGAGAGCCCCAUCGAGCAGCUGGAGGAACGGCGGCAGCGCCUGGAACGCCAGAUCAGCCAGGACGUCAAACUUGAGCCCGACAUUUUGCUCAGAGCCAAACAGGACUUCUUGAAAAUUGACAGUGCUGCGGACUUACAGCUCUUCAAGGAGCAGAGCGAGGACCUGGUGGACCAUGUCCCCAAGGAGCGGGAGGCACUGCUGGAGCGGGAGUUCCAGCGCGUCACCAUCUCCGGGGAGGAGAAGUGCGGGGUGCCCUUCACGGACCUUCUGGAUGCAGCCAAGAGCGUGGUGAAGGCGUUGUUCCUACGGGAGAAGUACAUGGGGUUGUCCCUGCAGAGCUUCUGCAAAACCACUGCCCGGUACCUGCAGGAGCUCUCUGAGAAACCUCUGGAGACCCGCGGCUACGAGGAGGUGCCCGAGACCCCCGUGGCUGCUGAUGCCCCCGUGCACCCCCCGUUUGCGGAGCAGCACCCCUAUGAGACAUGGGACCCCCAGACCAUGCCGGCUGAUCUGGGCUUUGGGCUGAAGAUGGUGGACGGCGUGGUGCACGUCUACACCAAGCAGGACCUCACCGACAAGAGCACGGAGCUGGACCUGCCAUACCCCGACCUGCAGGAAUUCAUCGCCGACAUGAAUUUCCUCAUGGCUUUGAUCAUCAACGGGCCCAUCAAAUCCUUCUGCUACCGCCGGCUGCAGUACCUGAGCUCCAAGUUCCAGAUGCACGUGCUGCUCAACGAGAUGAAGGAGCUGGCGGCCCAGAAGAAGGUGCCUCACCGCGACUUCUACAAUAUCCGCAAGGUGGACACCCACAUCCAUGCCUCGUCCUGCAUGAACCAGAAGCAUCUCCUGCGUUUCAUCAAGCGGGCCAUGAAGAAGCACCUGGAUGAAAUUGUCCACGUGGAGAAGGGCAAGGAGCAGACGCUCAAGGAGGUCUUCGAGACGAUGAACCUCACCGCCUACGACCUGAGCGUGGACACGCUGGAUGUCCACGCGGACCGCAACACCUUCCACCGCUUUGACAAGUUCAACGCCAAGUACAACCCCAUCGGCGAGUCCAUCCUGCGAGAGAUCUUCAUCAAGACGGACAACCGUGUCUCGGGGAAGUACUUUGCCCACAUCAUCAAGGAGGUGAUGUCUGACCUGGAGGAGAGCAAGUACCAAAACGCCGAGCUACGGCUCUCCAUCUAUGGCCGCUCCCGGGACGAGUGGGACAAGCUGGCCCGCUGGGCCGUCAACCACCGCGUCCACUCCAACAACGUCCGCUGGCUCGUGCAGGUGCCCCGGCUCUUUGAUGUCUACCGGACGAAGAAGCAGUUGGCCAACUUCCAGGAGAUGCUGGAGAACAUCUUCCUGCCCCUCUACGAGGCCACCGUCCACCCUGCCCAACACCCGGAGCUGCACCUCUUCCUGGAGCAUGUGGAUGGUUUUGACAGUGUGGAUGAUGAAUCCAAACCAGAGCAUCACAUCUUCAACCUGGACAGCCCCUUGCCAGGCAACUGGGUGGAGGAGGACAACCCACCCUACUCCUACUACCUGUACUACAUGUAUGCCAACAUGACAGUGCUCAACCACCUCCGACGGAAGAGAGGCUUCCACACCUUCGUCCUGCGCCCACACUGUGGUGAGGCUGGCCCCAUCCAUCACCUCGUCUCGGGCUUCAUGGUCUCGGAGAACAUCUCCCAUGGCUUGCUGCUGCGCAAGGCCCCUGUCCUGCAGUACCUCUACUACCUGGCGCAGAUCGGCAUCGCCAUGUCCCCGUUGAGCAACAACAGCCUCUUCCUCAGCUACCACCGCAACCCCCUGCCCGAGUACCUCUCACGGGGGCUCAUGGUCUCCCUCUCCACCGACGACCCCCUCCAGUUCCACUUCACCAAGGAGCCGCUGAUGGAGGAGUACAGCAUCGCCACCCAGGUCUGGAAGCUCAGCUCCUGCGACAUGUGUGAGCUGGCCCGCAACAGCGUCCUGAUGAGUGGCUUCUCCCACAAGGUGAAGAGCUACUGGCUGGGUCCCCACUACCUGAAAGAGGGUCCGGAGGGCAACGACAUCCGUCGUACCAACGUCCCCGACAUCCGUGUGAGCUACCGCUUCGAGACGCUCUGCCAGGAGCUGACCCUCAUCACGCAGGCGGUGCAGACGGAGGAGCUGGAGACCAUCCAGGAGGAGGACGCUCUCACCAUCACCUCCACCCUGGGCACCCACUGACUCCCCACCCCGGGCUCUUGUCCCAUGGCUCCCGCGGGGACCCCUCUUGUCACUCUGCAUCCCUCCAGGGCUUUGCCGCCGUCCCCCUCCUGCUACCUCCCGCCCUGGAAACGGGACGCUCC
Haliaeetus leucocephalus (bald eagle) is the source of this 2507-nucleotide messenger RNA. It is a transcript of the gene AMPD2, whose product is annotated as adenosine monophosphate deaminase 2. The record is from RefSeq and is a predicted model, not a curated record. Gene Ontology annotation, molecular function: AMP deaminase activity. Gene Ontology annotation, cellular component: cytosol. Lineage: Eukaryota; Metazoa; Chordata; Aves; Accipitriformes; Accipitridae. Gene Ontology annotation, biological process: IMP salvage; AMP metabolic process. The transcript has 17 exons. The coding region runs from base 91 to 2385 and encodes 764 amino acids.